AUGUGCGAGACCUUCAUGAACUCUCCGAUUGCAGACACUGGGAAGUCCAGUAGCAGAGAGGAGGUGGCGCAGGAGAGGGUGGUUUUCAACCGUAAGCUGCUGUUGAACGGCACAAACCCGGUGGGGGGGCAGAAGGAAGCUAAGGGUCUCUGGGAGACGAGGCUGAGGGACCUGGUAACCGCACGGCAGGAUGGUGCGGCGGAGAUUAAAAACAUCGUCACGCUAGAGCGGGAGCUGCGCAGCAGGGACUCAGCCCGAUUAGCCCUCAAAGCACUAGAUGCAGUGCCACAGGAGUGGAAAGCUGUGCUUACCCCGGAUGCCAGAGGAGAGGGCGUAGUGUCUGGAGUGCAAAACUCAUGGGGGUUGCAAGGGGCAGGGUGGGAUGUCAUGGGGCAGAGGGGGGCUGCAAGGGGCAGGGUGGGAUGUCAUGAGGCAGAGGGAGGUUGCAAGGGGCAGAGUGGGACAACAUGGGGCAGAGGGGGGUUGCAAGGGGCAGAGUGGGACAACAUGGGACAGAGGGGGGUAUCAAGGGGCAGAGUUGGAUGUCAUGGGGCAGAGGGGGGUUGCAAGGGGCAGGGUGGGAUGUCAUGGGGCAGAGGGGGGUUGCAAGGGGCAGAGUGGGACAACAUGGGACAGAGGGGGGUAGCCCGGGGUAGGGUGGGAUGUCAUGGGGCAGAGGGGGGUUGCAAGGGGCAGGGUGGGAUGUCAUGGGGCAGAGGGGGGUUGCAAGGGGCAGGGUGGGAUGUCAUGGGGCAGAGGGGGGUUGCACGGGGCAAGGUGGGAUGUCAUGGGGCAGAGGGGGGUUGCAAGGAGCAGAGUGGGACAACAUGGGACAAAGGGGGGUAG
Messenger RNA from Closterium sp. NIES-65, 846 nucleotides. The record is from the annotation of a GenBank genome assembly. Lineage: Eukaryota; Viridiplantae; Streptophyta; Zygnematophyceae; Desmidiales; Closteriaceae.